Molecule: messenger RNA, 1499 nt
Organism: Elgaria multicarinata webbii
Lineage: Eukaryota; Metazoa; Chordata; Lepidosauria; Squamata; Anguidae
Gene: SMIM29
Product: small integral membrane protein 29
Exons: 5
Coding region: 247-552 (101 amino acids)
Source: RefSeq, a predicted model, not a curated record
UGGAUUAAGGCGAAUGCGGAGAUGGCUGGGAGGAAGCGUUGAAAAGGCAGGCGGUGGGGAGCAUCACCGAUUCUCCCGUGUGCUCUGGUUUCUUUCCCCAGGUUCGGGCCAAACCUUUCGGCAGGGAGAUGAAUCUGCCGUGGGAGCCGUUGCGGUAGUCCACGAGAGUGCCGAAGUGGGGGUGGACUUCCCAAUGAAGACAGAAGCUGCUUCUCUGGUCCUCCCUGAGCAACAGUUUCCUAUGCCAUGAAUAACGCCACCAUGCCCACUUCUGCUGAGCCAGCUCACGAUUCCUUGGUGGCUUAUAUUCUGGUGCCAUUUUUCCUUAUCACCAUUGUCGGAGUCAUCAUGGCUGUGAUGAUGUAUAUCCAGAAGAAGAGAAGAUAUGACCGGCUGCGUCAUCACUUGCUGCCAAUGUACAGCUACGAUCCUGCGGAGGAGCUGCAUGAGGCUGAGCAGGAGCUCCUGGUAGAGGCGGAGGACACGAAGGUGAUGCGAGGGUGGGGAGGAUACCAGCCCUGCCGUGGUUCAUUUCUGGAUGUGAAAGCUUGAUGCCACUCGGCUCAGACUGAAAACGGCGUGGAUGGGUGACCUCAGCUACCUGGCGUGCAUGCCAACGUGAAGCGCUCCCAAAUGCCAUUCACUUUGAAGCGGCUGCCUUUCUUUCCAGUUCAAUACCAUGUCCUCCCAGUAUUCUUCCUUUACAUUUUAAUAUUGUGUCCUUCCAGUCUUAGCUCCCAGUGACAGAAGGUGAGUGGGUGCAGGCCCGGCUGUCAACACGGCUUUCCCUAUGCAUCCAGUGCACAGAGUUGGAGUUUGCAUUUGGAUCUGGGAAUGCUCUGACUAGGCACACUAACAUUCCUCACACUUCUCUUCCUUCUGGUUUGCAUUUGAUAUGAUGUUGGGAGAUGCUGGAACUUCUGAAACGUUGGGUGAAAUGCAACUGAAUGGCUCUUGUACUAUGAGCUACAGUCGUUAAAAAGCCCAGCUUUAUAAAAAAAAAACCUCAAUGGAUCUCAGCUUCCUUUUGUGAAUGAGCAGCAUUAAAGCUGCAGCUGCUAUGACAUUUCAGAACAUUUGCUAGCUGCCACCUGCAGAUAAUGGGUGUUUCACUUAGCUGUUGGGUACCUAUGAUUGUACCCCUUGAUAGAUGCAAGGAAAGUGAAUAAAACAAAUAAAUGAAGCUGCAUAGCUAGAUACUUGGGGGGCAAGGGUGACAGAAGAGGGCUUUGCUGUGUAAUAUCCUUCACUUUACAUCUUGAAAUGUCUGUAAUGAACAGAUGCUGAUUGGUGUGAGAAAUUGUGUCUGCACUGCUAUAUGCACAUUGGCUGGAAAGGUCAAGCAGGGAGCAUGUCAGUCAGAAGGGGCCUUAAUGUAUUUCCGAGGAGUUGUUUCUUUCAAUGAAACUGCGUUCAGUAAGGUGGUUCUUUCUAUAAUGAUGACUUUUGUAUUUGGGAGCUCCUUUAUGUUUUGUAAAUAAAAUUCAUUUUGAACAGGA